Molecule: messenger RNA, 915 nt
Organism: Linum trigynum
Lineage: Eukaryota; Viridiplantae; Streptophyta; Magnoliopsida; Malpighiales; Linaceae
Source: the annotation of a GenBank genome assembly
AUGUUGUUGUCCAGGGUUUUGUCUCGCGUCGCUGGGAACGCCGUCGGCCGACGCUCCCUGCUUCUUCUCUCCUCCGCCUCCACCAAGCAGCAACAGAUUUGUGGAGUCCAACCUGUUAUUCAUCAGGGUCUCGAGCAUGUGUCCGGGUUUCAUCAAUCAGCCUUCAAUUCUUUUCCCUUUGGGAAAUUUGGAUUUGCUUCAUCUGCUUCACCCGAGCAAACAGAAAAGGAACAAGGUGCUACACAGAGCAAUGACCAAGGGAAAAUAAACGGAGAUGCGGACUCAGGUGCUCUUUCAGAAGAUUCAGUGUCUAGAGAGAGCAAAGAGCCAGAUUCGGAGGAGGAUGCUGUAGAUCUGUCCAGGGAUGACUUGUUGAAGCUUGUUGUUGAGAAGGAUGAGCUUUUGCAGUCGAAGCAGGAAGAGUUCCAGAUGAUGAAAGAUAAAUUCCUCCGUGCCUUGGCAGAGAAUGAGAAUGUCAUGGAAAGGACUAAACGUGAAGCGGAGAACUCUAAAAAGUUUGCCAUUCAGAAUUUUGCAAAAGGUCUGCUGGAUGUUGCAGACAACUUGGGAAGGGCUUCUUCAGUUUUCAAAGAGAGUUUUGCUAAGAUUGAUACAUCUAAAGACAGUGCUGGAGUGGUGCCACUUGUGAAGUCGCUUUCAGAAGGAGUCGAUAUGACAGAGAAACAACUUGGGGAGGUAUUUAAGAAGUUUGGUCUGGAAAGAUUUGAUCCAACAAAUGAGCCUUUUGAUCCACAUAGACAUAAUGCUAUGUUUCAAGUACCCGAUGCUUCUAAACCUCCAGGCACAGUUGCACAUGUUCUGAAGGCAGGAUACAUGCUCCAUGAACGGGUGAUUCGACCAGCAGAAGUCGGUGUUACUCAAUCAGUAGAGAAUGAAGCAGAGGCGGACUCUUAA